CCCACAUCUGCCAACAAUCCCACAUUUGCUUACAACUGUUCUACCCUUUCUGACCCUUUCUCGCACGCACGGACCGUAUAUAACCGGGUAUUCCUAAGCGAUUCCCUUGCUGAGCGAUCUGAGACUUUUCGGCAUCUCCAGUCGGCAGCAAGUUGUUGCUUGUUCAGCGGACUAUAUUAUCUCCUCACUGGCGCUCAUCUUCUCUCCGUCCUCUGCUCGGUAUUACCUUCUAGAUAUAUACCCCAAGCUACCGCAUCAACAAGCGCACAACGAUGUCUCUUCAAUCUCUAGCAAUGCCCCUAGUGGGCGGGCUCAUGAUCGGCUCAUCAGCAUACCACCUUCUCGCUCUAGACGGCAAGAUCAUGGGUGCAAGUGGGAUCCUCCACUCCACAGUCCGCUACUUCAAGACCCAGUUCCCUGCGCUCCCGGACAAGGAUACGGCAUGGAAACUCGCUUUCGCAGCUGGGGGAGCAACGGCCGGGGCGAUACUGCAUAUCUGUGGGCAGGCGCUCUCGGCCAGGCUUGGGAUCACACUCUUUGAUCCGCAAGUCGAGUCUUGGGCGCUAAGUGCCGUGGCUGGUUUGCUAGUAGGCAUCGGUACAAAGCUCGGUGGUGGGUGCACUUCCGGACACAUGAUAUGCGGACUAUCACGCCUCUCCCCGCGGUCCAUCGUCGCAACCCUAGUCUUCUUCCCCACCGCCGUCCUCGUCUCCAACAUGCUCGGUACAGCCCCUCCUCCAUCCCCAACAGCCGUCCUCCCCCCACUAGAAAUUUCCCUCCCCAUCGUCGCCGCGCUCCAAAUCCCCUUCCUCAUCUACCGUUUCGUGCACAACAAAGUCAUCUCCUCCUUCGCCAUUGGUGCCCACUUCUCCCUCGGCCUUGCGCUCUCAGGCAUGCUCCGCGCCUCCGCCGUACUGGGGUUCAUGUCCCUCCCCCUCCCGUUCCCGCCAUUCGACCGCCGCCCGUGGGACCCUUCGCUCCUCAUGGUUGUCGUUGGCGCACUCAUCCCGAACUUUGUCGCAUAUCAAUGGCAUAUUAGGCACUUGCACAAGCCGGAGAGGGCGGAGAAGUUCGACAUCCCUACGAAGAAGGAGAUUGACCUUAAGCUUGUUGGGGGGGCAAUGCUCUUCGGUAUCGGAUGGGGGCUUUCCGGUAUCUGCCCAGGACCGGGUCUGGUGACAUUCUCUGUCAACCCACUGGCAGCAACGGCGGCCGGGUGGAUGGUGGGUAUGCUCCUUGGCGGGCAGCUGGUCUAGAGUUAGACUAGAGUAGAGCACAUCUUUUCUUGGGACAAUGUAGACAUAG
This is a messenger RNA of Dacryopinax primogenitus, 1305 nucleotides long. RefSeq names its product DUF395-domain-containing protein. Gene Ontology annotation, cellular component: plasma membrane. The transcript has 3 exons. The record is from RefSeq and is a predicted model, not a curated record. The coding region runs from base 273 to 1256 and encodes 327 amino acids. NCBI's taxonomy places the organism in Eukaryota, Fungi, Basidiomycota, Dacrymycetes, Dacrymycetales, Dacrymycetaceae.